GCAGUCAUCUGUGUUGAGGUGAUUACGUGUAGCUCGCAACUAGCAGCAGUUAGCUUGUCAGAGGGGAUACCACCAGCGAGUUCAUAUUGAGGGGUCACAACGAUAGCUCUUCUGUUAGUGUGUAUAUAGAGAAAAAUGGAGUGGACACUAAUUGUUCUCCCGAAAACACCACGGACUGACAUUUUUCGCUGUUAAAAUGAUGUAGCAGAAUGGAAUUACCAGUACAGACUUCUGUUGAGUGGCACUGCAUAAAGACAAGGCUGUGUUUCAGUUCAUAAACUCCAUGCAUCACGUGAAGUUGCUUUCUCUCCAGAAACCGCAAAUUGCACCAAAAAAGAGACACUGAAAAGGCAGACAUGUUUGCCAAGUUGAAGAAGAAGAUUGCAGAAGAGGCGGCGACAGCACCUCGGGGUGGUGUUCGUAUACCACGCACCAUCAGUAAGGAAUCCAUCACCUCAGUGGGGGCAGACUCGGGGGAUGACUUUGCAUCUGAUGGCAGCAGCUCCAGGGACGACCUGCCUGCUCAGCUCCUCAGAAGGAAUGAUCAGAUCCGGAAGCUGGAGGCCAAGCUAUCAGACUACGCUGAGCAGCUACGAAUUAUGCAGAAGACCAAGGACAAGCUUGAAAUUGCAUUAGAAAAGCAUCAGGAUUCAUCCAUAAAGAAACUUCAAGAGCAGAAUGAGUCUCACCAGGCCAACAGAGCCAAAAUGGCAGAGGGGAUGGCUUUAGCACUGGAAAAGAAGGAUCAGGAAUGGAUGGAGAAGAUGGCCGAUGUGGAAAAGGAGAAGGCUGCCCUGUCAGCCCGACUAGAGGAGAUGAUGGAGCAAAGCUUAGCACUCUUCCAGAAAAGGGAUGACCUGGAUGAACUGGAGGGCUUUCAGCAACAGGAGCUCGCUAAAGUUAAACACAUGUUGCUACGGAAGGAGGAGCAGCUGAGCCAGAGGGAACGAGAGCUCCAGCAGAAAGAGGCUGAAGCUCAGUCAGCAAAGCGAGGGCUGUCCGAGGCUCGAGGGAAACUCCAGGUUCUGCAGCAGCAGCAUGAGGAGAGCUGCAGACUCAACUCUGAGCUUGAAAUAGAGCGAGAGGAUCUGCUUCUGCUUAGAGAGGAGGCAGACAAGAAGAUUGGCGAGCUGGAGGGACGAUGCCAGGAGCUGCAGUCAGUCAUCCAACAGGUCUCUGAAGACUUCCAGAAGUCACAGAGUAUGGUUUCAACUUUAGAGAAGUCCCUCCAUGAUUUACAGACUGAACAUGAUGUCCUGAAGUUGCAACAACAAAAGGCUGCUGUGACAGAGGAGGACAAGGAACGCUUAUUAAUGGACCUUCAGAAGAAAGUGACCUCCCUUGAGAGACGACUACAGGGGAACCUGAGUCAAGACGAGCAUCUACAAGAGCUUCUCCAGGAGAAAUCCAGCCUGGAGGAAAGUCUGGAAGAGACCAGAGCAGAGCUGCUGGCUGUCCGGACAAACCAUGCUGAUACUGUCAGCUCUCUGGAGGCGCAGGUGUCCAGAAUGAGCUGCAGCAUCACUGAGCUCCAGACCCUUCUCCGACACAAAGAUGAUUCGUCCAGGGCCUACAGAGAGAGAACUGACACACAAGUUGCCAAUCUGGAGCAGCAAGUCCUAGACAGCAGUGAGAGACUGAAGAGUGCAGAGCAGCAGAUCACAGACAAACAACAACACAUGGAUAAACUGCAAGGAGUGUGGAGUGCAGAGAAAGCCUUUCUGGAUCAGCAGGUGUGUUUGUUACAGCAGCAGAGUCAGGAGAAGGCCAGCCGGCUGGAAGAAAGCAUUGCCUCUUUAGAGACAGAUAAACAGACGCUGCAGGACAGGGUGACUGAUCUGGAGAAGCAGAGAGAUGACGUGAACUCUUCACUGAGGCAGCGGACAGAGGAGCUGGAACAGUGCAGGACGGAGCUGGACAGCCGGCAGACAGUGAGCAUAGAAAUCGCCAAAGCUCUGGAAGAAACCAGACGACAGAAGGAGGAGCUGCAAACACAGGUUGGAGAGCUGGCUGCAUCUCUUCAGACCUCACAGCAGGAACUGUCUACUGUCACUGAGAAGCUAGCACUGAGAGAGGAAGACAUCAAAACUCUCCAGAAUGAGUUGCAGUGUCGGCAAGCGUCAGUGGUCCAGCUGCAGGAGGAGGCUGAGCGGCUACGAGCCCAGCUGCAGCAGAUGGAGCUGGACAGAGACUCCCAGCUGAUCAGCCUGAGGAAGGAGCUGCUCAGCCAGACACAGCAGCUAGACAGCUGCCAGGCACGGAUCUUGUACCUGGAGGUGGAGGUGGAAACCCUGACAGAACAGCUUCACAGCCCUGAAGUGUGUGAAGAGGAUCAAAAUGGCAGUGUGACAGUGGAUGACCUAGAUCACAUUCAGAAAGUCAACAGAGAGCUGGAGCAGCAGCUCAGCGACAAGAACAGGACCAUCAAGCAGCUGCAGCAGAGACUGGCAGAACUGAAGAGGACGCUGCAGAAAGAGCUGAAGCUAAAGCCUGAACCAGAGGCUGAGGGGAAGGAGAAGUUGCAAGAAAGCCGAGCAGAAAAACAAGAGAGGCUGUGUCCAGAGCCCCCCCCAGCAUCUGCCCCGAGCCCCCCGACCUCCAACACCAUGGUGACCAACACGUCAGACCUCAAUGACUCACGGGAAAUCAACUUUGAAUAUCUCAAACAUGUCGUCCUCAAGUUUAUGUCAUCCAGAGAGGCUGAGGCGUAUCAGCUAAUACGAGCUGUAUCUGUGCUGCUGAACUUCACUCGUGAGGAAGAGGACAUGUUGAAGCAAACUCUGGAGUACAAGAUGUCAUGGUUUGGAUCCAAACCUUCUCCAAAAGGUAUCAUCCGGCCUUCGAUCUCAGGCACCUCAACUAACUGGAGUUGAUGAGCAGCAGAAAUAACUGAAGCGGUGGAGAGAAAGGAAUUAAAGGACCACCUCCAGGAGGAGAAGGUCCUUCCUGUGUGCCUCCCAUCACUGAGCAGGAUUCUAGCUUUAAACAGACUCCCACAGUUUUCUCUGACACUGUGUGGGAAGAACUGUGGUUUGGGAAGGCUGCACAGUCAAAGAGAUAAAGACCUAUUCAUAAUCAGUUGUUUAAAGUGACAUUAUUUUCUUGGUCAGUGGUUGAGGCAGUCUGGCUUUUGACCAAAUGUAAUAGAGAGAAAACUGACAGAUACAAUAUUCACACUUGAGUUUGAAGUGUCCUGAGCGUCAUUUUUCUCCUCAGAUAUAUGACACAGAUCUCAUGUUUUCUAGUCAGUGAAGUCACUUCUGUUUGUGUUGGAACAGAAAGCAGCUGACUUGAUGUGUCUUAACUGGACAGAUGGUACAGCUUUUGAUUACUGAAGGACCUUUUAGUCUGUCACUUGGUUAUUGGUUAUUCUUUCAUUUAAAUCACAGGGGAUGACUCAAUGAAAAUGUCUCAUUCUGAUGCCAGUUUGGCAGUGAGAAUUUAUUUAAUGAUACCUGUCAAAUGGACAUAGCUCACAUUGGUGUCAAAGGACCGAGUGUGUCUAAAUGCAAGUCUAGAUUUUAUGUCCUCUGAACUAAAGCCAGUAAAUUUCAGAUUCAAAAUUCCAAAGUUCCUAGAAAAAUCAAAGAAAUCCAGACUGGGAUUAUUGUCCAGUUGCUCCAUCAAAGAAAUGAGAAAUGAAAAGUUUCAGAUCAUAUCAAUCAUAUCAUUAACAGUGAAAUGUAAUUACUCCCAUUUCUCUUUAUAAACACAUUUUCCAUUAUUUUGCUUCCUACUGCAUCACUGACACCAGCAUUAUAAGAUGGUCUGAACUAGAGCCCGAAUGACAGGCCAAAAAUCAAUAUUGAUAUUUUAGAGUUUUAAAAAAUCUUAUGAUGGUAUUCUUUUUUAAUAUAAACACAUUACACAGACCAGCCAAGGAUCCCUUAGAUUUGACCAACAAAGAACUGUGACCAAGAUGUGUAUUGAUCAGGACAUUUUACAGAUGGAAAAUAAAAAGUAGUCAGUUCCACUUUGUUAGACAAACGUGUUUUGUAGUUUGGAUGCACAGCCUGCGAGGUUCAGUUCAUUGUAGGAAAAAGUCUCUUCUUUACUGGACUGGAGAAACAAAAAUGGCUACCACAGCGGUCUGUUCAUGCAGACUGUAUUCGGUCCUUUAACACCAAUAAUAAUGAUAUGGACUACAUUUGACCAUUUGGAUAAUAAUAACAAUGUGAUAAAAUAAGUGAAUGCUAUGUUAAUGGUGACAGGACGACAUGCUCUACCUUUACCUGCCUUUGCUAAUGUUAAUGAAAAGUACAUUCCACAUGUCUAUUUAUAUAUAGAAAUAUGUACAUACAGUAUGCAUUGAGAACUUUAUAAAUCAGUGGAUGUAAAUGGUUUGAUGUGACAAGUUUGCAGUAUUUAUCAUCAUAGAUCAGAACCCAUACACGUUUCUCCUUCAGUCCCCAGUGUGAUGUCAGUCACAACAUUGUGAUAUUUAUUUUUACGUCCGUGGGAAGCCCAGGGAAUCUGCAUGUCUGCUGUUAAACUGAAUGGUUAAAUCCCUAAAGCAGCCUGGUCAGUCUUUUACAAUUCUCCUCAUUUCCAAAGACCAGCACAUUCUGCAUUUGUAUUCAUUCCAGGAAUAUGCAUAUAAUGUGAAGCAAGAAACACAUCGGGAUGUUGUUUGUCAGAAAACUAGAAACUGAUAUCUGUUUUUCAUUUGAAGUUGUAUCUGUUAAACUCAUUCUUUGUAUGCUAAGAUGCAGGACUACAUCUGUGAAUGCAGACCUGUCAUCAUUCUGUGUUACAAAUGAGAGGUAGCAGACUGAUGUAGUGACCUAGACUCUGCUGGGUAAUAUACUGUCUCCAUGAGAAUCAAAAGAAACAGUGAAUGCACUUUUUAACCUGAUUGAUUUUGCUGUGCUAAGCUCUGAAACACAACUGUACAAUCACUACAGCAUUUGUGUCUUUUGCUCUUUAUGAUUUAACAAUUGCUGCCAGGUUCCUUUUUCCCACAUUUAUUAAUAAUAAAUCUGAAAUGAUAAAAUCA
Messenger RNA from Lates calcarifer (barramundi perch), 4996 nucleotides. RefSeq names its product golgin A1 (gene golga1). The record is from RefSeq and is a predicted model, not a curated record. NCBI's taxonomy places the organism in Eukaryota, Metazoa, Chordata, Actinopteri, Centropomidae. The transcript is spliced from 24 exons. Gene Ontology annotation, cellular component: Golgi apparatus. The coding region runs from base 357 to 2873 and encodes 838 amino acids.